This is a messenger RNA of Gastrolobium bilobum, 1713 nucleotides long. RefSeq lists its product as uncharacterized. The transcript has 3 exons. Lineage: Eukaryota; Viridiplantae; Streptophyta; Magnoliopsida; Fabales; Fabaceae. The record is from RefSeq and is a predicted model, not a curated record. The coding region runs from base 24 to 884 and encodes 286 amino acids.
GUGAAGAAAGAGAGUUGUGAAGGAUGGCAGAAACGAACAGCAGAGAAACCCGAAGAAGAAGAAGAAUCCUCCAACAAGGAUCCGACCGUCUCGCCUUCAUUUCGGGUCGGAUCCAAAAUCUUCCUCCCCCGGAUCCGGAUCCGGAUCCGGAUGAUUCAUCUUCCCAAUCCCAACCCUUAAUUUCCGAUGAUCCAGACACCUCCCUUACUACCGUUUUGCCUCAUGGUGAUGCCGAGAAGGACUCAGAUUCCAUUUUGCAAACUCAUGAUCCCUACCACUCUGAUGCUUCCAAAAGCAUAAUCCAAACACCUCCUUUGCAUGAACACGAGAGUGAAAGCGAGAUUUCAAUUGUCCCAACUUCUGAAAUUGAACCUGAACCUGAAGCCGAACAUGUACAACCACAAUCACAACCACCACCACUUCAAGAUUCAUCUCUUGAUAUUUCCAAUCGACAGUCACAGCCUGAGGAACCUAAAAAUUUCAUCAACCCAAGUGACAUAAGUUCUGCUGUUAAUGCCUCAAGGGUUACCCGUCUUUGUUGUUCCAUUGCUGUGGCCUUAUUAGUGGUUGCAUCUUAUUUGGGAUUCUCUUUGACGGGUAUCAAGUUGAUUAAGAGAGUGAUAAGCUUUAGGCCACUCUACUUGGUUUUGGUCACCAAUUUAACUGUUGUGGUUGCAAGGCUUCUUUCUGGCAAACAGAAGGGUUUUGAAAGGUUUGAGAGAAGACAGAGUCAAACUUCUUCUGAUGGAGAUCAGUGGGAUUCUCAACUUGCUAGGAUAUUGGAACUAGGCCUGGUGGUGCAGAACGUGAUGGAUGCUGUGUUCAUGGAUUGUGCUGUCUAUGCAAUUGUUCUCGUUUGUGGCCUUUCCCUUGUGCCCACAUGACACCCUUUUGGAGGCUUUGGAAAGCCAGAAACUCAACUUUUGUUUUUUUAAAGGAAGAGAUUGGUUAGAAUUAGACAUUGCGCAUAGAGUUAACUCAGACUUCACUGGAUUUUUGGUUUCUCUACAUUGAAGCCAAUUAGCGAUUUGUGCCCUUCUUUCUGGUGCUGCUGUCAGGUGUAUAUCCCUUUUGGUUUGAUUUUGAUUUGAGUUACCAGUAUUUGUAUGGUUUCCCGUGUAUUCUUUCCUUGCGAAUUAAUGAAAUAUCUAUCUUUGCCAAAAUUCAAAAAGUUCCAGACUUUAUAAUAUACUACCUUAAUGAGCUGGAUGUUUUAGAGCAGGAUAUUACAUCUGUUGUCAUAUUAAGCAACCUAGAAAUCACUCGAACUUAAGGAAACAUGCUUUUAGCUUGAUAGCAGACAAUCAGAUACUUUGUCAAGGAACUCAAUGAUGAGCUGGUUCACCUUCUCUGGAAUUUGUUCGUGCACAAAAUGGCUUCCUUCUACAAUUUAUAUGAUUUCCAUCUCUGGCACAAGAUGUUUCACUGCCUCACUUCUGAUAUAGUCCUCCAUGCCUGGAAACUUGAAGACGUAAUCUCUCUCACCCAUGAUCAGAAGUGCUGGAAUUGUAACUUUCGGAUCACUUUUGCCACUAUCCACAUUGAGACUCCUGCAUGGAUCAUAAACAGUCUAAAUUUAGAAGUCUGUACCCUGACUAUUUUAUAACAUUUUAAUUUUAUUAUUUGGAGUAGCAUUUCACUCCAUUAGAUGCCAGUUUUGAAAUUAACAAAAAACAAAAUGAAUUCCACUAUUUUAGAUUUGAAAGUGGGAAA